CACCUAGGAAGCAGUAAGCAUUUACUUGCAGAAUGAACAAGCAAGCAAGUUGUCUUGUGUUACGAAGUAUCAUACGGUUCUUCAUUUCAGUUUCUUCAUUCGCAGACUACCAGGCUCAUUUCAUGCCUGCACUUAGAACUGAGUUUUCAGGGAGCAGGAACUCUCCAACAUCGUCAUCAGAGAUACCCAAGAACAGCCAUGAACGGGACAGUCGGGGAAGUAGUCAGUGCUUUGUUGUAGAUUUGUUGGAUAGAGGCACGGGAUCAUUUCAUGUUGCUGAGGAGAAAGGAGAAGUCGUCUCCUCCCACCUGAUUAAAAAUAGAGAUUUUUUAAUUUCCUCGAAGUACGGAAUCUCAAAAGAGGUAGCUCUAAGGAGAAUCCCUCUGGGUCUGAGUGCAUCCUCUCGCAGGGGCCUGUUCUAUUCUUGGACUGCUUUCCUCAAUAGAGAAAUCUCUCUGAGCCAAAAUCGGCCUCCCCCAACUCCAUCCUGUCGGCCCCAGUUUUCUGCUCGGAGACUUCCAGGCCAGUCCCCACUCCUCCUUCAGCCAGUCGGGCCCGCACCCGCGCCAGGCAGGGCCAGCCCUCUCCUCCUCCCGCGCGGCGCAGCACAGGCCCGGGGCGCGCGACCCCAGGCCCUCCGAGCCCCGCGGCCCGCCGCAUACUCGCGGCUGGGGGCCCCCGUUCGCGUGGCCCUUCGGGUUACUCCACUAAAGAGCCGCCGCGUCGCCCCAUCUCGGCGCGAAUCUGAAAGCGUUUUCGGGAAAGAAGAUGUUGGGGGCACUGGUGAGUACACUGCACAAGUGACAAAAUGUUUUCAGCUCCCGGAGGCGAAGGGUGCAGAGCCGCUCUGAGUCAUGAGCCCGGGCGGCGACCUCGCGCAGUCAGCUCCUCGGUCCGCGUCCCCGGGUACGAGGAAAGGCCACAGGGGGCUUCUCUCCGAAAGCGGGUCCCGGACCCCGUGCGGGCUGGCGGGGGCGGGCGGAUGACGAGGCGCGGGGGCGUGGAUGGGUCUGCGAGGCGGCGGGUCCGGGCGAGUCUCAGGCUCCGGGGCUCCCUCGCUGGCGGCGGCGCGAGGAUGGCGCGCCCGGGGGUCUGGAUGCUGGUGGCCGGCUUCCUGCUGGUGCUGCCGCCGGGCUGGGCCGCGGGCGCCCCGAGGGCGGGCAGGCGCCCGGCGCGGCCGCGGGGCUGCGCCGACCGGCCGGAGGAGCUCCUGGAGCAGCUGUACGGGCGCCUGGCGGCCGGCGUGCUCAGCGCCUUCCACCACGCGCUGCAGCUGGGGCCGCGCGAGCAGGCGCGCAACGCGAGCUGCCCGGCCGGGGGCAGAUCCGCCGACCGCCGCUUCCGGCCGCCCACCAACCUGCGCAGCGUGUCCCCCUGGGCCUACAGAAUCUCCUACGACCCGGCGAGGUACCCCAGGUACCUGCCCGAAGCUUACUGCCUGUGCCGGGGCUGCCUGACCGGGCUGUUCGGCGAGGAGGACGUGCGCUUCCGCAGCGCCCCGGUCUACAUGCCCACCGUGGUCCUGCGCCGCACGUCCGCCUGCGCGGGCGGCCGGUCGGUCUACACCGAGGCCUACGUCACCAUCCCCGUGGGCUGCACCUGCGUCCCCGAGCCGGAGAAGGACGCAGACAGCAUCAACUCCAGCAUCGACAAACAGGGCGCCAAGCUCCUGCUGGGUCCCAAUGACGCGCCCGCUGGCCCGUGAGCCCCGGUCCUGCCCCAGGAGGUUUCCCGAAGCGCUACGCUGGAGCCGCCUGGAGGGCUCGGUCAGCGACCUCUGCAGAGUGCGCACCGAGCAAACCGAGCGCCUGAGCACCGGCGCCGCCUUUCCAUGGACUCAGCAGCUUCACCUGACAUGGGCAUCCCUGGCUUGCUUUUAGCUACAAGCGGGCAGGGUGGCUGGAAGCUGAUGGGAAACGAUCCGGCACGGGCAUCCUGUGUGUGCCCCGCAUGGAGGGUUUGGAAAAGUUCACGGAGGCUUCUGGAGGAACCUCCCAGGCCCGGGGUUGCGGGUGCAGGGCGUGACCCACUGCUGCGUGCUUGCCAAAGAGAUAGAGACGCAUAUGCUUUUUAAAAGAAUCUAAAAAUAAUUUUAAGUAGAGCGACUAUAUACCUACUUUUUAAAUCAACUGUUUUGAAUAGAGGCAGAGCUAUUUUAUAUUAGCAAAUUAGAGUUACUCUAUUACAUUUCUUACUUGACAUAUAAACAUUGUUUUUUACUUCUUCUGGAAGUUUUUAAAGCAUAAGUGGAAUCCUUGGAUAAUUUUUUUAGCUGGCACACUGUGGCCUGGGUCUCUGAAUUCAGCCUGUCACUGACGGCUGACAGUGACGAAAUGGACACGUCUGAUCUGACCCACUCUUCCUUGCCCUGAAGGUCUUCACUGGCCUCCAGGCGGACCAAAGGGAUGCACAGGCAUGCCCCAGGGCCUGCGAAGGGUUCCAAAGGUCUCAAACUUGGUUUUAGUCCUGAGUACAUAAACUGAGUUUCAAACUUGUACAUUUUUUUUUUUCCCUUUUGAUAGCCACUGGGGCCCAUCUGUGGUUAAGAGGUGGUGAGAUAGGAAGUGGAACAUGACAUCUUUGCCAGUUGUCAGAAGAAUCCAAGCAGGUACUGGCUGACUUGUAAGGGCUUUGGGAGCAAGCCAAACAUGAGGAGAAAGUGGGCCACGUUAGAAUCUGCAGAGAUCAAUCUGGAGGCUUCUGUUUCUACAUUCCGCCAUGAGAGCUAGGUCCUUGCUCUUUCGUUUAGGUUGAAAAUCUGUCUCUGAACACAAUUAUUUGUAAAAGUUAGAAGUUCUUUUCAAACCAUUAAAACAGUCUUCCUGAAAGAUA
Molecule: messenger RNA, 2832 nt
Organism: Saimiri boliviensis boliviensis (Bolivian squirrel monkey)
Lineage: Eukaryota; Metazoa; Chordata; Mammalia; Primates; Cebidae
Gene: IL17D
Product: interleukin 17D
Biological process (GO): inflammatory response
Cellular component (GO): extracellular region
Molecular function (GO): cytokine activity
Source: RefSeq, a predicted model, not a curated record